AUGUACACUCCUUCUCCAGUCCUUCUUGAGGAAUGGUUUACAAGAUUUACCAGAGAAGUAACGCCUGAUGAUAGUAACAAAUAUCGUGAGUUUGAAAUGAUGGAAGCACUAUGUACUGGGGACAAGGAGACAUCCGGAAUAGAUUUGAAGCCAUACGAAGGCUUCUGUAAAAUUAUGAUAAGGAAUAUACUUAUGGUAACAGAUAAGAGAAAUCAAUAUGAAAAUGGAGAGACAAAUUGUCAGAGAACAGUGAAAAAUAUUCCUGUAUGUGAUUUAUUAAAAGUAUGGAUGUGGUAUUUGGUAUGGUUCUGUGUACCGGAAUCAGUUAUAAAAUAUUUCCUUGACGCUGUGAAACAGGUGAAGACGGAAGGAUUUGAUCCACAGAAGAACUAUGCGGAAUGUACUUAUGAUGCUGUACUUAACAUUCCUGACGAGAAAGUAAAGAUUAUCCUACCUGAGGUGCAACAAAUAUUGCUCUCAAGUAUGUUAUAUCAUAAGAUUGGUGCAGAAACUAGCGAGAAAGAAUGGUGCUUAGAGGGUAAAGAAAAGUACCAGGACAAUAGACUAGCACCUCCAACAGAAGUAGGGGGCUCAGAAAUGGGAGGAAAUGACAAAAUAAGGAGUGGUGACAGUAACUUACAGGACCUGCAAGGAAUUCUUCAGCAACUUGAUAAAGCAUUAAAAGAGGAAAAAGAUGAAGAGGCAGAGAAGUUAAAGGAAUUAGAAGAAACCGUUCAGGAUGCCAUACCAGCUCGACGUCCUCCUCCACGACCAUCAGAAGAACAUCCUACCAAAGUUCCUGAAGCACCAAAAGAGGUCGUUCCUGAGAAAAAAGUUCCUGGGGAGGAAGAUGUUCGUAAGGAGGAAGCAGAGUCAGAAGCAGCGUCGGGAGACGGCACUGAACAAACGACCUCAGAAGCACAGGUCCCUGAGGUACCGCCCUCUGAGGAACCACGCCCACAAGAAACACAGGACAAAAGUGAAGAAACAGUAACCGAAAAAGUUAAAACAACUCUUCAUGAGGACGACCACCAGGAUCCCUCUCCCUCCAAUCCCAGUUCUUCUGUUUUAGGUGGUGGUGCUGCUGCUCCAAUUACCCCUACUGCUGCCGCACGCACUAACAAGAUUGACCUCCCUACCUCAUACCUUCCUUUAAUUCCAUCGGUAACUGGUAUCCUUGUUAUGAGUUAUCUCCUUUGGAAGUAUUUUGGAAUGCUUGGUAAAGCAAGAAAGCGUUACAGAAGAGCACAUCAACUACGUGGUCCAAUUCCCUUAGAACAGCAGAUUGUUGACCAUUUGGACGAAGAUGGUCCACAUGCAUAUACCUUACUAAAGGAACGAAAACCAAGAUCUUUUGCAACGGGAGGAAUGAAGAGAUCAAAAGGACUUGUUGGUCGCCGUGCUGGUCACCGCAUGAUUAUUGAUAUUCAUUUAGAAGUCUUAGAAGAAUGUCAAAAAGGCGAUCUGCAUUCCACGAAGAAAGACUUUUUUGAAAUUUUGGUUCAAGAAUUCAUGGGAAGCGAAUUCAUGAAAUCAGAGUUUAUAAAAGAGGAAAAUGCUCCUACGGAAGAUGUUCCUAAGGAACAGGUUCAAGGUUCAGAUUCAUUUUCCGGGUUUAGGGUGUAG
Messenger RNA from Plasmodium coatneyi, 1626 nucleotides. Its product is annotated as SICA antigen. The record is from RefSeq and is a predicted model, not a curated record. Bases 1 to 1626 code for a protein of 541 amino acids. NCBI's taxonomy places the organism in Eukaryota, Apicomplexa, Aconoidasida, Haemosporida, Plasmodiidae. The transcript is spliced from 3 exons.